AUGGACGGCAGCGGACGACGGGGCGCACGACCGUCUGCUGCUAAUCUCGGUGGCUUGCGGUUGCCGCUUGCUGUACACGCGAGCCCAUCUGUCGAGCAUGACCAUGCGCUCGAGUUUGAGGAGGAGUCGCUUGCCGACAUGGUGGCCGACUUUGAGUACCUGGACAUCGAGGAGGCGACCACACGCGUGACUGCCGUGGGCAGAGCCACAGAAGCUGACGGAGCCCGGGUGCUGCGACUGCGAUCUGGCGAGGAUCUGGCGACGCUCAUUGCCGAUCGCCCUGCAGCCAAUCGCACUCUGCCAGGGUCCACUGAUCGCCUCGACACCGACCAAGUUCCUCUGGACGACGACGAGGUGCUCGAGUCACGAGCUGCUGCGGCCCUGGCGGCGCUUGUUGCUGACCACCCUGCAACCGCAGAUUGCUCUGAGGCCGACAAAGUCGUGCUGGAUGACAACUUGCCUCGGAAUGAUCAACGUCAGCUCGUUCCUGACGCCUUGCCCGAGUCCAUUCUUGGCGGAGGCACCCUAGUUGGCGGCGUGUACCACCCGGUCGCGGCUGCAGAGCUUGUCAUCGACAACUAUCUGCCAAGCGGGAGGGUGACAAUUAUCAAGGGCCCGUCGUCAGAUUCGCGGAUGGAAGCACUCGGCUGCGCGGCGUCUGCCAUCGACACAACCGAGCCGACCCUGGUUGAGCCGUUUACAGUCUCACCCGACUCGACACCACCACAAUCGCCGCGGCCAUGA
Thecamonas trahens ATCC 50062 is the source of this 744-nucleotide messenger RNA. RefSeq lists its product as uncharacterized. The coding region runs from base 1 to 744 and encodes 247 amino acids. The record is from RefSeq and is a predicted model, not a curated record. Lineage: Eukaryota; Apusomonadida; Apusomonadidae. The transcript has a single exon.